AUGAACAUUCACGGCGUAGUUGCAAGCAUUGAGUCGGAGAAUGCUUUAAAAUCAAACAAAAUUUUCCAAAACAUAUUAGCAGUGUUCGAAGGUCAGAUCGAGAAAGACCAGAAUGAAGGGCUUUUCUUCAAGAACCUGAGGCUGAGGAUACCUGCAGAAAAAGCGAAAGCCAAGGAGGAAACGGAGAAGAAAAAAGAGCUUACUAAAGAGAAUGAUGGAUGAAUAAUGAGGAACAUUUACCUUGCAUUAAUAGGCCUUAUAAUCAUUGCUGCUUCUUUCCCAUCUUCUUCAUCUGAAUGGUAAAAGGUUGCAGCUCUUGGAGCAAUUUAAGUGGCUUUGCUUUCGCAAUUCAUCUGUGAGCAGUGGAUGUCAUAA
Quercus lobata is the source of this 375-nucleotide messenger RNA. Its product is annotated as 8-amino-7-oxononanoate synthase. Lineage: Eukaryota; Viridiplantae; Streptophyta; Magnoliopsida; Fagales; Fagaceae. Gene Ontology annotation, cellular component: chloroplast. The record is from RefSeq and is a predicted model, not a curated record.